Magnolia sinica is the source of this 792-nucleotide messenger RNA. RefSeq lists its product as uncharacterized. Bases 1 to 792 code for a protein of 263 amino acids. NCBI's taxonomy places the organism in Eukaryota, Viridiplantae, Streptophyta, Magnoliopsida, Magnoliales, Magnoliaceae. The record is from RefSeq and is a predicted model, not a curated record. The transcript is spliced from 2 exons.
AUGGAAGCAAUAAUGGAGGAAUCUGAACCUCCAUUUACCACUGACAUCAUACAGGCACGACUUUCGGACAGGUUCUGUCUACCCCAGAUCACCUCGUUCUCCAGAAAUACCAACCCAUCGGAGCACAUAGAGUCCUUUAGGGGAAAGAAAAGGCUCAAGGUGCCUGCCUACCUCCUUCACGUUAUUCAGAAGGACGACAAGCUUUUGAAAGACUACAUCAAACGCUUAAAUCUGAAAGCAUUACAAGUUCAAAAGCAUUUAGAAGAACUCGCCCUAACCGCGAUCAUGAGAGGGUUGAGAGACUGCGAGUUCCUCUUCUCACUGGACAAAAACCCUCCAACAACGAUGGCCAAACUAUUGAACAGGUUGCAGAAAUACGCUAACGUUGAAGAAGCUUGUGUCUUGCGAGAGGCCGUCCAGAACAAAGCUCCUCCGACUAAAGAACAGCAGAUGAGGGCAGAACUAAGUUCGACUGCUAGGAAUAGGAAGAGGAAGGACAACCAAUCACACGACAACCAUCAACCGAACAAAUGGCCUGAUAGUAAGUUUAAGAUGUACACUCCUCUCAACAAAAUGCCAAAGCAAGUUUUGAUGGAAAUUCAGGACAAGCGCAUCCUUACUUGGCCGAGCAAGUUGAAAUCUGACCCCAAUGGAAGAAGCAAGAACAAAUAUUAUUACUUUCAUUGGGAUCACGGUCAUCUAACACGUGAUUGCUUGGACCUCAAACAGGAAAUCGAGGCACUCAUUCAUAGCGGUCACCUCAAAGAAUACGUCAGUUAUCAAGAAAAAUAG